Pomacea canaliculata is the source of this 17394-nucleotide messenger RNA. Its product is annotated as polycystin-1-like. Gene Ontology annotation, biological process: kidney development. Gene Ontology annotation, molecular function: protein binding. NCBI's taxonomy places the organism in Eukaryota, Metazoa, Mollusca, Gastropoda, Architaenioglossa, Ampullariidae. The record is from RefSeq and is a predicted model, not a curated record. Gene Ontology annotation, cellular component: membrane.
UGAUGUCAGAGAGGGAGAAAACCCCAGAUAGUCCUUCAGCUGAUGGGAAGUGCACAGAGAUAAUUUGCCUUCCACAUUGUGAUGACAGCAUUUCCAUUUGAACAACAGGUGGUUGUACUGCAGCAGAUGUGGAUACUCUAUGGGCAUCCAUCACAAACUAUUAUUCAUACUUUCUUCACAAGACUUAAGGACAAUAGAAGUUCUUCACAUUACUCAACAAUGUUCACAGUCAGUAUAGUAAAAGUGCCACAAGCAGUUUGACUACUGUGUGGCACCUUGACUGAUAUCCACUGGUUGGGUCAUUGAAUGUUCUUGAAUGGCUGCUGUCAUACAUAGACAUCUUUUUUUCAUUCUUGCUAUAGUACUAGAGUGUUCUGGCCAAUAUUACACCAGGUAUAAUGAUGACAGUAGUAAUAGGCAGCAAGAUUACAACUCCCAGUGUCCAUCUCUCAUCAAAGGCAGCUGCACCUGUACGGACUUUAUGGUUGACUGUUCUAACCAGGAACUGUCUUGGCUGCCACCUGGCAUUCCAACAACUACAAAAUAUCUUUUUCUUAAUAAUAACAAGAUUUCAGCCAUAGAAGCAUCAAGCCUAAUUUACCUGUCUUCCUUGGAAGUUCUAGAUCUUAGUUCAAAUGAUCUUCAAACAUUAUCAGCAGAUAUUUUUGAUUUGCUUCCAUCACUAAGACAGAUAAAUUUGGCCAACAAUGAUUGGAACUGCAACUGUUCUCUAAAAUCGCUCUACACUCGGCUGCUUGCUGCAGAAGCAAGUGGGCUUAGUGUUGUUGAUAGGUCAUCUACUUUCUGCCUACAGAGGCCAUCUGUAUCUUUGCUUGAUUUGUCACCAUCAGAUUUUUUGCCUUGUGAAGUGCCUCCUGUUCGUGUUAUCCGUGCUGUAUCCAGUCCUUCUCUCACUCCUAUCUAUCCAAACUGGACAAGUGUCUGCAACAAAUGGUUUCGUCAAGAGGAUUGCAACAAUGGUCCACUUGAAGCGGCAUCUUGUGUAUUCAGUCCAGAUACACGUGUCAUGGCCACUGUACAGCACCGGAUUUUCACUUCACAACGAGAUAUUGUUGCUUGCCGGAACUUCUGUUUCUCUGAAGCUUUCAGUUACUUUGCCUAUCAGAAUUCGACCGUCAACUGUCUGUGUGGACAGGAAGACACUUCACUCAGCUGCUCUGACUGCACCAGUGACACCAUCUCGUCUACUGCCCUUAACCUUUGUGGAAACAGAUACAUGCGGGUUCCUCUUGCCCUCCACAUGCUUUCAGACAUUAUCCUGACAAAAAGUUCUCCUACCACUGUUUAUACACCAAUAACCAUAACUUGCACUGGUUAUCCCAGUCUUAUCUCCUCCUUUUCUUGGAACCUCGGUGAUGGCGCUAUCAUCAAUUCAACAACUGGUAGCAUCAGGCACACUUACUUGUAUCCAGGAUCCUUCCCGGUUAGUCUGACUAUGUGCGGGUUAGGUCAGUGCCUGACAGUUGAGGUAACAGUGACUGUCUACAGCAAUCAAGGACAGAAUAGGCUGUUUUGUCCAGCAGUUGGGCAAUGUCUCCAAAAAAUUGGGGUUUGUGAGGGCAGCUGGACACAUUUUCAAGCUAUGUGUAUCAAAGUGGAGACAAAUACCAAACAGAAUUUUCAGUUAGCAAGUGCUGCCUGCCAAAAUUUGGGUGCCUCUCUCUUAACAUUCAGUCAUCUGGAUCAAAUUGAAGAACUUUUACAGUCUACCUAUUUACCUUCAGAGGAAAGUUUUAUGGGGGCUGAGUAUGAUGGUUCAGAGUACAAAUGGGUUGCUACCAAUGCCCCUGCCACAGUUUUAAGAGCUUUGAAUCUCAGUCAAACAACUGCUCCAAUCCAGUGCCCUGAUGGUGUCCUUCUAGGAUCUAGCAGUCACUGUUUCUAUACCUCCUCAGACAAGCAGACUUGGGUGGUUGCCAGGGAACAGUGUAACAAUCAGCAUGCUGGAGAUUUGGCUGUCCUCACGGACAGAAACUUUGGUUCUUUGAUCACUUCAUCUUUGCAUCUAAAAACCACCUCAUGGAUCGGUCUGAGUGCCCCUAAAUUGUUGGGUCAUUAUAUAUGGGUGGAUGGGUCAGCACCUACAUUAGACAGUAGCUGGAACAGCAACUGGCAGGCCAUAGGUGUACAGUGGCCUUGUGUGGCUUUGACACCUAGUGGUCUGUGGGAAGCUACAGAUUGCAACCAACAGCUGCCAUACAUCUGCGAGUACACUUUAAAUGUUGUUGUGCAAACUGAUCUCUACAUUACUGGCACCAUUGAUGUGGAGAAAUCCACAACCUCAGUGCAAAAGCUCAGUGAGAGGACAGCACUGCCACCUUCCAGUGGCCUCGCGUCUGUCAUCUUUCCUGGUGUUUGGUUUGCCAGAAAAGGUAUAUUGUAUGAAGUCAAUCUGCAGCUAGAAGCAUACAAGUCUGACACUGCCUUAACUAUAAUGGUGCUUCGUCCAUCUUGUCCUAGUGGGAAAUUUCUUAUCAGACCAGGAUGUCGCAGCAAUGUUUUUGCAAGCUGUGGAUCACCAGCAGAAGCCAGGAACUGCCCACUACUUCCUACAUGCUCAUCCAGUGAAGUACCUUGUUCCCUGUUAAACACCUGCAUCAACUCGUCUGUCCCCUGCAGCUGUGCAGGUGUCACACCUGUCAGUGCUGACUGUUCAAAUACUGAUCUUGAUGAUGAGCUCUCCUUUUCUGUCGUCGGGCAAGCAGUUUUUGAUGUCCCUGCAGCUGGGGGAAGUGUGUCAGCACAAUUUGUAAACAGGCUACAGCUGCAGCCUUAUGACAUCAUUGGUUUCCAGAGUAAUGGGCCUUCUGGUUUCCUCUCAUGCACCAAAGAUUCGUCUUCUAAUCAGCAGCAAAUAAUCUUUAAGAAGGGAAGCACCUCGGCCUUAAGGACGGCAGCAGAAAUAAAGCUAGGUGAUUACAGAAAAUUGGAAGAACAAGUCUGCACGGUCAUUGCUGUGUAUGGCAUUCCUGCUGUUCUCUCCAUCCCUGACAGCAUAGGCUUUGUACCAGAUGCAGACACCUACACGUUCAGUGCUGAAGUGAUUGCUUCCCCAGCACUGAUGGCAUCUUGUAGUGUCACCAUGGACCAGGAGAUAGGAGUGGUAAAGUGGCUGCACCCAGCACUCACACAAGCCAGUCCUACUCCAGUGCUGUAUGUUGAAGCUGGUGUUUUGGAAACUUUGUUAGUCAUCAUAUCCAGUGGCUCAAACCUGGAAGUAAAGUGGAUCCUUAGUACUGGACAGUCAUACAGCGGAAACUUGACUUCUUCUUGCCCCUCUGCUCUGUCAGCACUGCCACAGUGCCAGAAUCCCAUCAGUCAACUUACCACACCUUUUGCCUUCUUGCAGCUUGCAUUCCCUUUGUCACAGUCCACAUCACUGACAGUAAAUGUAGGAAAUUCUCUUGGACAGAGCGUGGUGAUUGUUAGUGUCAACACAAUUGUGCGGAUCAAGGAUCUAACGCUUUAUCACACAAGCUGUGUCAACCACAGUGCAUGCUCACCAGUUCUAGAAGCAGGACUGACACACCAAUUCUUUUGUGAGUUCACUGCCGGCUUUGUGGAUCAGUACCAGUUUAAGGUGAAUGGAACCCAGAUAUCAGCCUCUUCAUUACCUAAUGCAUCAUACUUUUUUGCAAGUCCAGGCCUGUAUGUUAUCACUGUCAGUGCUUCCAAUGGCUUGGAGACAGUCAAGGCUUUGCUGACAGUCAAUGUCAAGGUCAGAGCUAAGGUCCAGCAAGCUCUCUUGCACGAACUCAGUCCCACAUACAUUAGAGUGGGUGUGGACCACAGCUUCAGGCUGACUGCAGAAGUGCAAACAAAUGCUGAGUUAAACAUCACAUGGCAAUUUGGGGAUGGAGGAUACAGUUCAGGCACACUUCAGCUUUCCACAACAGCAGCUAAUAUUUCCCAGAACUAUACUUACUCACAGGUUGGGCUGUACACUUUGCAGGUGGUCCUCAUAGAUGCCUUUGGGGUGAUUGUCUCUCUUGGGACUAAUGUGACUGUACUGACCCCCAUUAGACGACUGGUUAUCCUUAUCUUCAUUUGCAGUAGCUUCUGGGACCCCUUACACAAAAGCAAGAUUUUGGCAACAUCAGCUACAUAUUUAACUUUGGUGACCAGUCCUCCGAAACUGUGUCCAGUUUUCUCAAUUCCACCACGAUAUCACACAUACACCACCAACGGCACUUAUCGUGUGAGCAUCACUGUCGCCAACCCAGUGAGCUCUAGUACAGAUUUAGUUGAUGUUAUAGUCCAGAUUUGCCCAUCCUCUGUGAAAUUUUCCUACAAUGGACCGCAGAAUGUAUCUGCAGAACUGACAUUUAUAGCAGAAGUGAAAGAGGGUACUGACUUAAAAUACCUGUUUGAUUUUGGGAAUGGUUCUCUAAUCCACCAGCAGAACCCUGAAGUCAAGUUCACAUACUUUGUAGCAGGAAUAUACACAGUUGUGGUCAAUGUCUCCAAUGAUGUUUGCACAGUUUCAGAUGAAGAGAGUGUGGUUGUAAUGGAUGCAGACACCCUCUUUGUCAGAAAAAUGGUCUAUAAUAAAUGCACUGCAGUAGGUGUUAAUGUGGAAUUCAUGGUUGAUAUUGUCACUAUAAAUGUGAUGGCUGUAACUUUCAACUGGACAUUUAGCGAUUCAACAGUCAAAACCUAUAAUGGAACACCAAGUGCUCAUCAUAUAUUUAACACCGCUGGUGAUCAUACUGUGACAGUAAACAUGUCUCUGGCUUCAGGCAAUAGCCGAAGUAGGAGUGCAGUUGUCUGUGUGCAGGAACCUGUUGACAAUGUCACAGUUACUGGUCCAGAGCAAGUGGGUUUCAGCAAGACCGCAGCAGCAACUGCAUGGUUCUUGGCAACCCCUUCACAUGCCACAGACGUGGGAUUCUCGUGGGCCUUGAAUGGCUCUGCUUUGUCAGUAGCUGGAAAAAACGUCAGCGUACAGUUCGGAAAGGAAGGGUUAUACAACAUCUCUGUUUUGGCCUAUAAUGAAGUCAGCGAAACUUUAGCCUGGAUGGUGGUCAGAGUGCAGCAUAUUGUGGAGGAUCUGGUUGUGGUGUGUCACAGCUGUGUCAGCAACAGGUACAUUGCUACUGGUGAUCUCAUAAAUCUAACCUGCACUUACCUUGGCACAGAUGUUAGCUUUGUCUGGAGAGGUGGAAUUACUGCUGAUCAUGAAGGAGUAUUCUUUCAGUUUAUCUUGGCCGUACCAAGCAAUAACACAGUGCAUGUAAAUGCCUCCAACCUGGUGAGUACCCUCUCCACCACAUUUGCUCUGGAGGCUCAGACACAAGUGUCUGGCCUCGAGGUGACAGCAAGUUCACAGAAUGUUGUUGUAGGCUCAGGUGUCUGGCUGAUGGCAAACUAUUCAGGUGGAACAAAUAUCAAUUACACCUGGAAUUGCACUGGGCUGCGUGUGCAGCGCUCGGUAGUAAACACAAUUAUGCAGACAUUUGCAACUUAUGGAGAGUAUUUGUGCCUGGUUACGGCAGCCAACAAUGUCUCCUCCAUGAGGGCUAACACCAGUAUUAAUGUUCUAGAGGAUAUCAAAUUCUUGGGUGUGCAUAAUCUGACAUCAGGUAAUACACUUUACUUACCAGUCAACAAGCCUUCCGGUGUGCAAGCCGAAUGCAACACAAAGUUUCGUGUGGAAUUUACAUGGACAGUCAUAAAAGCCCAGGCAGUGGCACAUGUUAGCAAGGGAAACAAUCUUUCCUACGUUUUCCCCUCUGUUGGCUCUUAUGAGGUCAAUCUUACAGCAUCUAAUGCAAUUAGCUCAUUGACUGUCACCAUACCAACAGAAGCAGAGGAAGAAAUUUCAUACUUGCAGCUUAAAACUAACAGUUCAGAAGUGACAGUUGGAUCUUUUGUAAACUUGACAACACAUAUUGGUGCUGGAAGUAAUAUGCAGUACGAGUGGUUCAUCAACAGGUUCCCUGUUCCAGCUCAUGCAGGGGAAAGUUCUUUCCUAUAUUGCUUCCAGACAAAUGGUACAUUUGUGAUUACAGUGAAUGUAUCCAAUUACCUGAAUUCAAAAUUAUCUACCGUUACAAUAAUUGUCCAGUAUCCCAUCAACAAUCUUUCUAUCGAGACAUUGUUAAAUUUCAGCCAUCCUUACGUCACUCAGAAUCAACAGGUAUCUUUCUUAGGAAAGUUAGCAACAGGCACUGAUCCUCAAUUCAGCUGGACUAUCAUUGACCCGUCUUUGCAGAAAAGGCAAACAAGUGGAGAGAUGUUGGUGCUGAUAUUUUCUGAGCUUGGAAUGUACGAAAUAAGAGUGAAUGUCUCUAACCUGGUUAGCCAGGACGUCCAAGUUUUCACUGUGCAUGUGGAAAGGGCCAUCACCAACCUCACCCUCAACAUGAACCACUCAAGUGUUGCAACUGGCCUUCCCGUCUCUUUCUCAGCUUUGGUUAACUUACUUGCUACUCCAGUCAUUUUUGAAUGGACUAUUGAUGGUUCACAGGAUGACAGCUGCAUCUUUGAAAAAAGUUUUCCAGAUGCUGGGGUUUAUGAAAUAAAGGUCACUGCAUAUAACAACAUAAGCUCUAUGACACAGAUCAGAUCCUUGGUAGUGCAAGUUCCUGUUACACAGGUGGAGGUGAUCAACUGCAGUGAUGUGGAGGAAGCCGGCAUCCCUAUCUCACUGCGAGGUGUGGCGCAGGGUUCCAGUGUGACAUUCUCUUGGCUGGUCCAGGAACAACUAGUCAACAUCAGCAGCAGCAGAGCAAACUGGACCUUGGUUUUCCCGUCAGCAGGAUUUUACCUAGUGACACUUGUGGCACAAAAUGCAGUGAGUCAAAGUGUAACCACUUGUCAGAAACAUGUUCAAGCUCGCAUCACUAGCAUCACUGUCUCCAUUCUCCAUCCACCUGCAGACUACAUUUUCACCAACCAAAAUGUUACCUUUAUGGUGCAUGGAGAUCAUCUACAGGAAGCUCAGUACAACUGGGUUGUUGCUGGUUAUCCUUCCAUCACCACAUCUGAACCUAGUCUGAUGAUGUCUUUUACUUCUGCAAAGCAAUUUAGCUUAGAAGUCAUUGCACACAAUGCCAUCAGCCAGAAAACAGAUGUCGUUACCUUUACUGUGAAGGAGCUUCAGUGUGACCUACCAGUAGUAAGUCCAGUUGGCAGCAGCAGUCGCACAGUGCUACGUUCAGCUUCUGUUCGGUUUGAGGUCUACAUUGCGAAAAGCUGCUCCAAGUACUUGGCAGUUUAUACUUGGCAAGUGUAUGAUGUGGCCGACUGUUCCCAGGCCUUGUCCUCCAGUCCUCUACCUCUGCCUUCAGUGGAAACUUCAGAACCAACACUUAUUCUGCCUGCCAAUCGCCUACCAACUUCUUCAGACCAGUUCUGUCUGCGCUUUGUUAUGGGUUACAAGAACACACCAGUAGACGAGCAAGUGCAUUAUAAUCUCACUGUGCUGUCCACUCCACUGAAGGCACUCAUCUUGGGAGGUGGCCAUCGUAUUGUUCAAGGAAUUCAAAGUGUCUGCCUGGAUGCCAGCAUUUCCUUUAACCCUGACAAUCCUACUAGUUCAUCUGGCAUGCUGUAUUCAUGGAGCUGCACAGAGAUUUCAGCUGCAGGAGGCUGCUUUCAACCUUUGACCACGUCCACCAGCAAGUAUUGUGUGUCUUCCUUUAUUAAUGGCAUCUACAACAUUUCCCUUACCGUCAGCAUGGGCACACAUGUUCCUGACUCAACUUUUCAGAUUCUGGAUGUGUCUACCAGUAGCCCAGGUGUGCUUGAGGCGGGCAUACUGUGUGUAUCCUGCUCUGCCUCUGGCCAUUACCGGAUUAGUUCCAGCCAGCAUACAGCACUGUCUGCUCAGUGUGUGAAUUGCACCUGCCCGCUAAAGUACAGCUGGACUGUGUAUGAGGACCAGAGCACCAACGCAAUAUUUCUGGGCAACAAAGACACCUCCACGGGGACACAGGCAGCAAACCUGGUGGUACUGCGCAAUACGGUGCUUAAAGAUGGCCAUUCCUACACCUUUACUGUCAUCACCGAGUGCCAAGAUGGCAGCAGAAGCCCUGGCUGUGCCUCCAUCACCCUCCUCCCCAAUCUUCCCCCUUCUGGUGGCAGUUGCACAGUAACACCUUCUAGCAUUUCUCCUUUGGAUGCAGUCAUCGUUGCCUGCAGUGGCUGGGUGGACCAGGACGACUUGGAGGCCAUUCUGCUUUAUGAGAUGAAAGUGGAGCACGACGUGGACAGUUACCUGCUGUACUAUGGCACUCAUGAGACAGAGACUGUUUACAUGGCCCCAUGGCCAGGAUCAGGCAACAACGCUUCCCAGCUAGUGGUCAGCGUCAUUGACCAGGAUGGAGCAAGUGCAGAAGCUUUACGAACGUGGAUCACCUUCAAGGCUACAGCAACAGGAUCCAUGAAUGAGUCCCAGCAUCUGUUGUCCAGUGCGUCAGCAAUGUUACCAACACUCAUGAAGCAGGGAGACCCAAUUCCUUUAUUGCAGUACUCCUUGGCUCUCACCCAACUGCUGAACUCAGCAUCCCAAUCCCAUGGAAAUAGUAGUGAGGAAAUACAAGCCCAGACUCUUGCUCGUAUGGCCAUCGUGUUGUGCUUGACCUCCAGCGUCCCAGUCAGUACUGUGCAACAAGCUUUGCAGCUAGCUUAUGGGCUAAAUCUAUUGACGGAGUUCUCUAAUGGAUACCAGUCUAGCAGAUAUUCUGCACUCAUCCUGCGGUCCCUGCAAAACAUUGUUGAUGUGCUGCAGUCCAAUGUCCAGCCUGGCCUUGACAGGGACGACUUUGCCUUUGAGUCCAUUCACGCUGCAGUCUACCACUUGAUCUCCACUGUUAACUACAAUCAAGACAGACCAUCUUCCAGCUCACUGCCAUCACUUACUGAUUCCUUUCCUGGUUUUCUUGAUCUCAGCUCAGAGUUUGUCACAAUCAUGCAAAGCCUGGACACAUCAGACACUCAGCUGGAUGAGACUCAUAGGAUGAAGAUUGUUACAGACUCUUUUGGGCUGGCCAAGUCUGUGACUGUGGUUGUGCUGAGGUCGAUGGUCCUGGAUGAGAGCAGCAUCAAGCUUAAGCUGGGUGAUGUACAGGUUGUGGGUUCUCGCAGUACAGUAGGAAAGUUGGGAAAGUACAUUCAGCAGGGAAACUGCAGCUUCAUCCUUCCAGAUGACCUCUUCUCAACCAUGAGCAGUUCUGAUGAGGUUCUGGAAGUUAUCAUCAUGUUAAAAGACAAUCCUUUCACGUGGGGAUAUUGGAAUGACCUCUCCAUAACCACGUCUGUACCAUCACUAUCCUUCAGCUAUGGCAAUGGCUCAGACCUCAGGGUUAGGGACCUCUCCACAGAUAUCAAAAUCAUCAUGUCCGAAAAGGGUGCGAAGAACUUCAGUAUCACAAACAACAGCAUUGUCAACAGUGAAAUUUAUGACCCCAUGUCCGGCUUGCAGUUUCAGACAUGGACCCUUGAAGCUGACACUUCAAAGAAGCUGGUGUUCAAUGUAGAGCGUGGAGAAUCAGGGGUGACAGCAUUCUUCAUGCAGGUGCGAAUUCAGUCUUGGGGCUCCACCACCAAUAUUUCCAGUAAGCCGUCAGUGAAGGCCUUCCUUGGUGCAGGCUUUGAGGCCUCCUUAGACAAGCAUACAGAAUUCAAAGAGAUCACUGAAAGUCACAUGAGUCCUGGAGUAGAUCACCGACAUUACACAUUCUUUGUCUCUGAACGAGACUUUGACAGCUCAAAGGAAUACUCUAUCACCCUUGUCAACCCUGAUGUGGAAACAGCCAUCAAUGUCUCCUCAGCCAUGUAUUUUGUCAGCUGCCAGUACUUUGAUGAGGCUAACAGCAAGUGGGCCACAUCAGGCUGCUCUGUAUCCAGCGAGUCUAUUCCCAUUGCCACAGUCUGUAACUGCAACCAUCUGACAGUUUUUGGUGGAAGCAGUCUUGUUCCGAUUUCUAGCAUCAAUUUCUCAGAUCUUGCAAAACUGCAGUUAGGCUUAAACCCAGUGGCUCUAACAGCAGUCAGUGUCAUCCUCCUCCUGUACAUUGCACUAGUGAUCGGAUGUCGUUAUCUGGAUCAUGCUGAUUUGCGUCGCAUUUCCAUGGUGCCACUUUGUGGCAAAGAUGGCCUUUUCAAGUACUACAUAACUGUGACCACAGGACGACAAAUAGGGGCAGGUACUACAGCCCAUGUAGGUAUCAAGUUAUAUGGAAAGCUUGGAAAAAGUGAAGCUCGACAUUUGACAAAAGCAUCUGCUUUCCAGCGCAACUCACGAGAUGAUUUUCUUAUUGCCACUGACAAGGAGCUAGGCAGCCUGCACAAAGUUCGCUUGUGGCAUGACAAUGCAGGCACCUCCCCUUCGUGGUAUGUGGUACAGGUACAUGUUCAUGACCUGCAGAGGGACAGGAGGUAUGUGUUUCCUGCUCAUACCUGGUUGUCACUUGAAGAGGAGACAGGCAAGCUGCAGAAGGAGAUCCAGGCUGCAGACCCAGAAGAGCUCCACAGUUUUUCACAUGUCUUCAGGACUUCACUCUCCAACAGCUGGGCAGAACGACAUAUGUGGCUGUCAGUUGUAGAACGGCCUGACCACAGCCGCUUCACCAGAGUUCAACGGGCAUCAUGUUGUGUAGCCCUUUUGUACUUUUACAUGUUUGUCAGUGCAGUGUGGUAUGGACUCCUCAAAGAUCAGAAAGAGGCAGCCUUGCCUUUCUCCUGGCAAGUCUUUGGGUGGGAGGACCUUAUCAUUGCCCUUGUGUCAGUGACAAUCACCUUUCCCAUUGGCCUUGGCCUCAUCUUUAUCUUCAAGAAGAGCAAGCUGCAGCCAGGCAUAUUUCAGCAUGUCCAGAGGCCACAAUCAGCACAAACCCUUGAAAUUGAAGCCAUGUGUGACAUGUCACUCUAUGGUGGAUCACUCCGUACUGGAACACCAAAUGAAGAUUGGAUGAGCUAUUUUGAAAGAGAAAGCACAGCUGAAUCUAUUCCUCCCAUCAGCAGCCAGCUGCGCCGUACCACUACUGUCAACCCCACCAGGAAAGACCAACAGAUCAACUCUUCAACUACUUUUCCUGGCAGCAAUAGAAAGCGACAGUCAGCCUUGGUGGGAUGUUUCAACGAACACACGCUGAUGUGGAAUCAGGAGAAUAUCCUGAAGUCCUGGCCAGAAAAGCUGCCAUCCUUUGCAGAAGAGGAGAAUUCUCCCAAGGCCUCAACAUCAUCAGCCAAAAACAUUAGUCAGAAACCUUCAUCAUCAGCACAGAGACAGGUGAAGAAGACUAUCAGAACAACAACCAACAAAGCCUUCAAAGCAACCACUGCUGAGAAGAAACUUGCACCUGACAAGUCUGAGGCAGCUAUGGACAGCGAUGAGGAGUUCAUGCAGCGUCUGGAUGAAAUAGACAGAGAUCUUCAAAAAUCAAGUGUCAAGAGCAAGCCAGUCAAACGGGGCAGCCAGAUAUCCAGCACUUCAGGGUCUCGGAAGAACUCUACCCAGACAUGUGUUGAAGAUCUCUUUGACUCAGGAGAUGAGUGGACCUACGAGGAUGUGGAGCCAAGUGUAAAGAAGAAGGGAAGCACAGACAGCCGCAGCUCCACACAACAGGAGCAUCCUGGGAUGGACAGGAAAGCCAGCCUCACAAGCUUGCUUUGGCUUCGUGCAGCCUCCAUGCAUUUACCCACCACAUCUGGGGCAAACACUCGGGAUGGAUCUUUUUUCCACAGGGAUAGUACUUUCAUUCACCGGGACAGCAUAAUGCACAGUUUCUUGACGGCAGGGAAAUCUCGCACAACUCUUUCCGCCAUGCUAAAACACCACAUGCAAGUGCUUAAUGGAAACUCUGAAGAUGAGGGGUGUCGUCUGCCAUCUUUCUGUGUGUAUGUCGGCUAUGCAAUCUGUGUAGUAAUAUCUGUGAUCUCUAUCAUCAUGGUGCUACUGUAUGGCUACAAUUUUGGCCCGGCUACUGCAGCCAAGUGGCUUGUCUCUGUCCUCAUCACAUUUUUGGUUUCUGCUUUUGUUCUUGAGCCUUUGAAGGUGGUGGCCUUAGCACUUUAUGCUGCUGUGGUGACCAAGGAUGCAGAGAAGGACAUGGAAGCCGAUGCAAUUGAUAUCCAGCCACGAGUGGAGGCCAAUGAACAGAUCAAGGAAGUCAAGUUCCGGCCCAUUGGGGGAUUUGCUUUGCUUCAAGCCCAAGAAGAAGGGAAGAAGGUCCGUCAAAUGAGAAGAAUGCUUCGCCAAGCAACAGCUUAUUUGUUGUUGAUCUCAGCCUUGCUUGCGACUGCCUAUCUCUACUUUGGAUCAGCAUUGUAUCUUCAUGGCAACCACAUUCGAAACACCAUUGUGCAUCCUAGUGAUGCGGCUGAAAGCCUUUAUGAUGUCAAAACGACUGACCUGUUUUGGGACUGGGCAUGCCAAGUGUUAACACCGGUGCUACACAGACAAGAAGUGGCGUUGAAUGAAGAGAGUCCAGUUCUUCUAGGGCCUGCCCGUCUGCGCCAGAUAAGGAGCACGUUAGUUGACUGCCUGAGGAAUGCUAGUCAUAAAUGUGUUGGGCAACUGACAUUCUCGGAAGACAUGGCUUCAUAUGCCAUCAACUGGGACUCAGUAGGCAAUGCAUCAUGGAUUCACUCUUCUGCUGAGCAGCUGAGAACGUGGCCAAAAUUUGGCCAUGACCUCUUGUACCCUGGAGGUGGCUAUGUGCAGGAGCUGGGGACAACAUUCAACCAGACACUGAACAUGCUUCAGAGUCUUAGAAACUGCAACUGGCUGGAUCGAAGAUCAAGAGCUUUGUUCAUUGAGUGGACAGCAUACAGCCCGGCAAAUGACCUGACAUCCUGCGUAACUUUGCUGUUGGAGUUUCCUAUCUCUGGUGGAGUACUAGCCAGCCACUCCAUCACCACACAACGACUCUCGGUUUUCUUCUGGGAAAGAUUUGAUCCUCUAUAUGUCUGUCAGGUCCUUCUGCUGCUGAGUGGGCUCUACCUCCUCUCUUAUUCUGUCAUCACUGCGAUUCAGCAGCGCUGGAAGUACUUUUGUAGCCUUGGCAACUGGAUGGAACUGCUUUGCACCUUGAUGUGCCUGACUAGCAUUGGUCUGUACGUGGCAUGUGUUGUCAUAGCAACAGACACCUUCCAAGGUUUUUUCAGCAACCCAUCGUCUUUCACCAACUUUGAGCGAAUUGUUCACCUGCAUGAAGUGUUGCACUGUGUGCAUGCCUUCCUUCUGUUCUUGCUGUUUCUCAAGCUUGCAGUUCAGGUGAGGUUCAUCCGUCCACUCCAUGUCCAUGUUCUGACACUCAGCACAGCCAGUGGUAGGCUGGCUGCAGCCAGCUUCAUCUUCCUGUUGCUUUUUCUCAUCUAUGCACAGUCUGGAUAUCUGUUCUUUGGGAGCAUUGUCCAGGGCUAUCGCAGUUUCCAGAGCACCCUGCUGACGCUGUUUGGCAUCAUACGGGGCAGCAUAGACUUCAGCGCAUGCUUGGAGUAUGGACCUGUGUUCAGCCACUUCUUCUUCUAUUCUUUCUACGCAUUUGUCUACGGUCUUUUCAUAGCCCUUGUCAUCGCAAUACUGCAGGAUUCUUACAAAAUGACCCGUUCCCAGAUGUACUUCAAGUCAUCCCUUGAACCUCAGGACUACGAGAUGAUCGAGUUCAUGCUUCGGCGGUUCAAACUGUGGGCAGGCUUUACCAAGCCAAAACCUGCAUUCCGGCGUGUCAAGUUCGAGGGGCUUCCUUCCUUACCAAGCAGAAGCAGCAGCUCAGCUGCUUUGUCAUGGCGACCAGUCAGUCAGAUGUCACGUGAACUGAGCUGUGCCACCCCUGACCUUGCAAGUGGCACGGAUGCCCUAGACAAUCUCUUGCCUCGAUGGGAAAAAUUUCUCACUCUUUUUGAAGUUGUGGAGUCACUUGAAAAACAAGAACAACUGCAGGUAGGGAAAGUUCAGGCAGCAGUGAAUCGCUGGUGCAACCAACACAAACAAAAAUUCAAAAAAGAUGGUGGUGGAAGGUGAAAAGAAAAGGUGUAGGUAGUGGCAACAGUAAGGAUGCCAACGAUACCACCCAGAAACCUCCCAUAGAUCCCAGCAGCAAGUUCAUACGUUUUCGAAACAACUUCCAGCAUGGCCUGAGUGUGAUCGCUAGUAACAAGGUUUCAACACUUGCGUCGACAUCACAACUCAAGCCUCUUACUCCCAAUGCUUCUACACACAAAGGACCUAGCGAUGUACGCCAAGAACUUCAGAGGUCAGCCAGUGACCAGCAUGGUCACAGUGGCAUUCCCUCACUUCCUUUCGUUCGUUAAGUGAUGGCCAGAAUGUCAAGUCCAGUUCACGCUCAGGAACAAAGAGUGACUUACCAAAGCCAACAGCAGUUCCGCAGACAGAUGGCACCAUUCAGAAAGAUAAUGCUCUAAGCGGCAAUAGUCCCAAAACCCUGGGGAGAGAUGAAGAGGCGUCACAUAAGCCACCUUUUGUAAGUCAGGUGCCCAGCAUCUCCCUUGCUUCACGCCUGAGACCUAAACUGAGCAUAACUGUGAGAGAGCCACCUAACUUAUCUGUUGACACCUCAGUAAAUGACAUCACAAAGAAGAAAGCAUGGGAUAACUGACUUCAAUAUGACAUGUACCAAGGAAAAGAAUGCAUUGUGUAUGCUAGAGUAAUGAGGAAAAGCAAGAUGCUGUUCUAAAUAUUUGGUUAUAUUUCUGCAGUUUUUAAAAAUUAUAAUUCUAGUCUUAGCACUGUGGGAAGAAAAAGGUGCAUUGAAGGAAUAGAUGAACGAAAAUGUAAACAAGAUAUUAAAAAAACACUUGAUGCAGAUACAGUACCAGUUUUUUUUUAUCUAAUCUGAAACUGUACCCAGAAUGGAGACUUUUGUGUUUUCAAUAUGCAUAUAACAUUUUGCGUGCUAUAAAUGGAUGAGAAAUAUAAUUGUGACCCUUGACUAGCAUGCAGCCGAAUGCAUGUGAUAUUUAUAAAUGUGCAGGAAAUUUUCCCCCAAAGCAUCUGUGAUAACAAGAAACAAUCUGCUAUAGUUCUUUUCACAUUCCUAUUCAGUACCUCUAAAAUCCUCAUAAAAAUUGUUUGAAGUUUGUUCAGAUUGUUGAUGGACUUGCCUAAGAGGUUUUGCAACUUCAUUUGAUUUGUGCACAAGUUUGGCACAUUGCUGUGCUUCUAGCCUGUGAUAAAUUUUGAUUCUUCUGUUUUCUUUAUUGCAUGCAAAAAUAUUUUUAUGAAGUCAAUUUGGUACAUGCAACAAUUAUAAAUGAAAAGAGGCUUUACUGAUCAACUCAGUCGAUGUGAUUAGUUAUGUUGCUGUUUCCGUCCAUGCACCCUUUUUGUGCAAGGUUGCUGAUGAUCACAGUCAAUAUAUAUUGCUGUAAUUUUUUAAUAUUCAGAGUUAAUGUAAAAAAGUGUGUAAUCUGCUUUUGAUAUUUUAAUAUUUCUAGUAUGAGGCAUCUUUAUUAAAUAUAAAAGUUAUAUAUAAAUUACAGAAGUGGACUGAAUGUAAAAAAUGGCUCUAUUAGCUGAAAGUAAUAUAUCUUUUUUGCAUCUUUGGAACUGAAAUAUAAUACCAGAACAUUGAAAUUUUUGCUGUACAAUUUUAUAACUGCAUUUUCUCUAUUCAUUGUAUAUGAAUUUGUGCAGAACUUUUUUUAAAAUAAGUCACCACAAUUUUUUUAUCCACGUUUAGACUGAAUUGGAAUAUAUUAUUAUUACUGGAGUAUUUUAUGAAAACAUCUCCAAAACUCUAUGUAUCUUUAGUCUAUUAUUAAUUCUAGGGUUAUUUUUUGAACUCUAGAGUGAGUCUAGGCUGCAACAUUUGCACACUGAAUUGUUGCCUUACCUAGUCCCUUUGGGUUGCUUGUGAGUGUGCAGUAGACUGCAUGUAGACAGAAAAACGUGAUUGUUGCCUUGGAUAACCCAUUUUGUGAGUAUUGUUCAUGAAUUAAUGCAGCCAUAUCAGUCAGUAUUAGAUGGCAUUCUUGAACAAAUCUAUCAUUAUUACCAAAUGUAUAUUGUUUUAUAUGAUAACUGUGAUAAGAGUACUUGGCAGCUUUUGACAUAUUUGGUAUAGUUAUAUGCAUUUUCUAACAAGAUAGCACUCAAGUGCAGAAGCAUGAGAACACUUUUUAAAAAAAUUGGAAUCGGAACUUGAUUGAAAGGAAAGUGUUUUUAACAGAGAUCAGAUGGAUAUAUCUGAGUGCACUAGUUUUCUAAUCUACUAACACCAUAGGUUGUCAUAGAAAUAUUACUGUACAAGUUGACCUGCACAACCAGCUGUCAAAUAUUGUGAACACUGUGCUGAUCUUCACAGACCUGGUGAAAGGCAUGAAGUCAUUAAUGGAUAGGAAACAGGAUGUCAUGCUACACUCUUAUUUGUUGUAUGAUGAAAACUGUGAAAAAUGAAUUUGUUAUGCUUUAGGUUGUAUAAAAGAUAUGGCUUCAUUCUCGGACACAAAGCUCCUUAACAGAAAUGCUGCUGUAUGAUCCCCACCUCUGAUGCUGCCAUUUUUUGUUUCUUUUGCAUAAAUGUAACUGGUGGGAUUCCAGGUUUUAAUAGUUCAAGUGCUGAUGGAUGGACAGGAGAGAUUGGAUUCUUGCUGUGAAGUUGGUUUUACUUAGGAUGGCAAAAUGGUGCACAAUUCCAUUUUUUGGGGGGGUUAUUGUGAGGUAAUUGGAAUACAGACCAAAUUAAGGGACUCAGUUUUGGUGAAAGCUGUUCAUAGGAGACAAACCAGAUGCUAUAAGACCAGGUCAGGGCUGCACAAGCCAAAUAUAAACAGACCUUCCAAGUGAAUUUAACAUUACAAGUUACAUGUAUCAUUAAGUAGUUCUUUUUGCUUGAUGUGGAUCGGAAUCAAGGAAUGUAAUGGUUUCUGAGUGUACGAAUUACAGAUCAAUUUCUAGACAUUAUCUUCCUGUCCAAUCAGUAUUGAUGUAAUAUAUUUUUUCCAUGUAUAUAUUUUAAAGAAGAAGGUGUAUUUUACCAGUUUUAUGAGCAGCAGACAAUGGCAGUUGCUUGCCUGAUAUAUCCCAGUGCCAAACAUGUUCCUCUAUUCAGUAUCUUGUGUGCGCAGGACUGCAUCGCCUGGAUCUUUUGUUUGUAAGCGUUGAUUUUAAAAGUAAUGAAGUUGCGGAAUAGUUGCAGAAGAUUUAAAACUGGCAUUGCAGCCUAUAAAUAGAAUUGCCUUCCAUUGAAAGUUUUGUGAGUAUAUUGUAAUCAAGUGUCUUGUCUACAUUACAUAAAGUCCCAAUUCUGAUGUACAAUUUGUUUUUGAAAAUUCACCUAUUGAUAGACCCGAAAUGUUGAUCUUUACUGUCAAUAGAUGUUUUAGUACAUUAUAAGAUCCAACUUCUUGUAAAAAGCUUUUGCACAGCAAAGAUCUUUUUUGAACUAUUAUGCUAGAAAUUUU